CGGGUGGGCGGUACUUCUUGCUCCACCGCGCGGCGGUCGGUUGUUGUCGCUGUCAGUGCGGCCGGUUCCGGUUCACUCAGGACAUGGCGGCUCCGAGCGACGCCGGCGGGGGCGGCGCGGGGCCGGGACCGGUGCGGCCGCCGCGGCUGCCGCCCGGGGACCUGCGGAGCGUCCUGAUCACGAGCGUGCUCAACCUGGAGCGGCUGGAGCUCGAUCUGUUCAGGGGCCGGCACCACUGGGUGCCCGCGACGCAGCGGCUGUUCGGCGGGCAGAUCGUGGGGCAGGCGCUGGUGGCGGCCGCCCGCGCCGUGAGCCGGGCCGAGCAGGUGCACUCGCUGCACUGCUACUUCGUGCGGGCAGGGGACCCCAAGGUGCCGGUGCUGUACCAGGUGGAGCGGACCCGAACGGGGAAGAGCUUUUCUGUUCGUUCUGUAAAGGCCAUCCAGCACGGACAGCCCAUCUUCACCUGCCAGGUCUCCUUCCAGCUCACCCAGGAGAGCCCAUUGCAGCACCAGUUCACCAUGCCGGCCGUGCCGCCCCCGGAGGAAUUGCUGACACAGGAGGAGCUCAUCCAGAAGUUCCUGCAGGAUCCUAACCUGGCGGAGAGAUACAGAAAACAUCUCAACAAGAUUCAAGCCGAAGAUGUGCCGAUCGAUAUCAAACCUGUGAACCCGCCAGAUGUGUACUGCUCAGAGCCGCAGGAGCCAAAGCAGCUGUUCUGGGUGCGAGCACGAGGCUACAUAGGAGAGACUGACAUGAAGGUUCACUGUUGUGUGGCCGCCUACAUCUCCGACUAUGCCUUCCUGGGCACCGCGCUGCUCCCGCACCGGCUCUACCGCAUCAAGUUCAUGGCUUCCCUUGACCACUCCAUGUGGUUCCAUGCGCCCUUCCGAGCAGAUCAUUGGAUGCUGUACGAGUGUGAGAGCCCCUGGGCUGGUGGGUGCCGGGGGCUGGUGCAGGGCCGGCUGUGGCGCAGGGACGGGGUCCUGGCUGUCACCUGCACACAAGAAGGAGUCAUCAGGGUGGAACAAACACCAAACCAGAGCAAGCUUUAGCUGAGGAACCGGUGGCAGCGGCACUACCACCCCACCAUGUGCUGGUGCUCAGGUACACCAGGACCAAAACUGAUGUCAGCAUGACAGGACCUGGGUGACAGCGGGAUGGAGCCUCGAAGGAGAUGGGGCUGGACUCAGCACUGUGGGGAGCUGGUGCCAGAGGCCCUCAGGGACCCGCAGGAACAUCCACUGUCACUGGUUACCAGCCGCACCACAUGUAACUGCACACCACAUCAACCGCACACCACAUGUAACCACACACCACAUGUAACCGCACACCACAAUCAGCUGCACACGUAAACACACAUGACAAUCGGACACACUUCACCUCCCCUAAAUAAAUCUGACCCCUGGAGUUUGUCCCCUUG
Messenger RNA from Columba livia (rock pigeon), 1423 nucleotides. RefSeq names its product acyl-CoA thioesterase 8 (gene ACOT8). Gene Ontology annotation, biological process: acyl-CoA metabolic process; fatty acid catabolic process. Lineage: Eukaryota; Metazoa; Chordata; Aves; Columbiformes; Columbidae. Gene Ontology annotation, molecular function: fatty acyl-CoA hydrolase activity. Bases 84 to 1055 code for a protein of 323 amino acids. Gene Ontology annotation, cellular component: peroxisomal matrix. The transcript has 6 exons. The record is from RefSeq and is a predicted model, not a curated record.